AAAACGGUGGAGAGCUUCACUCGAUGGCCAAUUCUGCUGCUUGUUCUUCUAGUACUGAUUCAACUAUAAAUAUAAGGGGAAAAGAAGGACAGGAUGAUCAGCAACAGAACAACUCUGAAAUCAGGACAUUGAUGUCUGAUAUUGAGAAAGAAGUUGAAAUGGUGAGUUCCUUGCGAUCCGAUUAUGAUAUAUACCGAGUUCCCAUGCAGCUUCACAAGCUAAAGCCAGAAGCCUACACACCUCAGUCAGUCUCAAUUGGCCCUUUGCACUAUAAGGAUGAACACUUACAGACUAUGCACACACAUAAGUUGCGCUACUUAAAUCGCCUUCUAAAUCGACCCUCUGGGAAAACUUUAGAUGUUUAUGUCAAAGGUGUGAGUAAUUUGGAAGAAAAAGCUCGCAAAUGUUAUUCAGAAACCAUAAUGGACUUCGGAAGAGAUGAGUUUGUGAAGAUGAUGGUGAUAGAUGGCUGCUUUAUACUUGAGUUCCUCCUAAUCAAAACACUAACGGAGAAGGAUCAUUUCAGAUCAAAACUGUCAUGGAAUUGGGAAAUCAAUACUGACUUCAUUAAGCUUGAAAAUCAGCUUCCCUUCUUUGUUCUUGACUUCUUAUAUGGUCUAAUAAUCUUUGAUGGUUAUAACCUAACUCCCCCUUACAACACCUUGACCAGUAGUCACCAUAUCUAUGCGAGUCUCUUACAUAGGUAUGCAGAAGGGCUCCAUGGCCUAACACUUCAUGGUGAUGAAGAUAUAAAAUCACUACCAAUCCCAGAUGGUGGAGCAAAGCAUUUUGUUGAUCUUUUACGAUAUGCCCUCAUCCCAUCAUUUCCAACGACUAGGAGGAGACAUGGUGAAAAGUAUUUGCCGCUUAAGUAUUGUGCCUCUCAACUUAGGAGUGCUGGUGUCAAGCUCCAGAAGAAGGAUCCUUCUGACUCUCCAAAGACAUAUUUAUUUGACAUAGAGUUCGAUGUAAACAAGGGAGUAUUGACAAUCCCGACUAUCUUGAUCUGGGACGAGACAGAACUCGUCCUUAGAAACCUCAUUGCCUUUGAACAAGGUGAAACCUACAUUGAGUAUUUCACAAUGUACACAGCUUUCAUGGAUGGCCUCAUUGACACUGCCAAGGACGUGGAGUUGCUAGAGCAGAAGGGAAUUAUUACAAACAACCUUGGCAGCCGAGAAGAUGUGGUGACCUUAUUCAACAAUAUUAACAAACAAGUUGUCCUUGGUGAUCCUUAUUUCUCUGGUGUUGUCAAGGAUUUGGAGGAGUAUCACAAUAAAGCAUGGAAUAAAAGGAAGGCAGGUUUGAUGCAGAACUAUUUCAACUCGCCAUGGUCAUCAAUUUCAGUCGGUGCUGCUGCAUUACUCCUCCUCUUGACGAUAAUACAGACUAUCUUUUCCAUCUUACUGUUUUUCUACUCAACCUAAAAAAAUGAACAAUAAGCUAGUGAUCAAGAUCUGCAUAUAUAGAUAUAUAUUGUUGUUGACGUACAUGUUGUAAU
Messenger RNA from Macadamia integrifolia, 1501 nucleotides. RefSeq names its product UPF0481 protein At3g47200-like. Bases 24 to 1427 code for a protein of 467 amino acids. The record is from RefSeq and is a predicted model, not a curated record. The transcript has a single exon. Lineage: Eukaryota; Viridiplantae; Streptophyta; Magnoliopsida; Proteales; Proteaceae.